Messenger RNA from Malania oleifera, 3828 nucleotides. RefSeq names its product villin-2. Gene Ontology annotation, biological process: actin filament severing; cytoskeleton organization. The record is from RefSeq and is a predicted model, not a curated record. The transcript has 23 exons. NCBI's taxonomy places the organism in Eukaryota, Viridiplantae, Streptophyta, Magnoliopsida, Santalales, Ximeniaceae. Bases 480 to 3326 code for a protein of 948 amino acids. Gene Ontology annotation, molecular function: actin filament binding.
UGGUCAGUGCCACAGAGACACCAGAUUUCUGCCUUAUUUAACGUCUCUCUCUCUCCCUCGAUCUCUCUUCGAAUUUUCUCUCUCCUUCCCUCUUCAUCAUACACACCUCUCCUACCCUCUGUUCCAGACAUCUCUCUGUGAAUUCCAAUCUCUGAAAUCUCAAAAGGCUCAAAAAGCUAAGAGAGAGAAACCCACACACCAAUCAUUCACUUUCUUUUAAGCUCUCUCUCUCUCUCUCUCUCUCUCUCUCUCUCUCUCUCUCUCUCUCUCUAUAUUGCCAGCUCUGCAGCUUCUUCAUCCCCACGCCCAUCACCAGGAGACGCCCUCUUCAUUUUCUCUCUCUCUAACCUCACCCCGUCAUCAGGGGAGAGAGACACGCAUACAGAGAAAGAUCGCAGCUGCUGCUUGUGAAAAAAGUUUACACAUUUUUCUACUGGGUUGCUGUUAAAAGAAACAACAAAUAAAGGAGGUCUGACACAAUGUCUAGCUCUUCAAAAGUUUUGGAACCUGCAUUUCAAGGAGUGGGCCAGAGAAUAGGGACUGAAAUUUGGCGAAUUGAGAACUUUCAGCCGGUUCCGGUGCCAAAGUCUGACCAUGGUAAAUUCUACAUGGGGGAUUCCUAUAUUAUCCUACAGACAAGCGCUGGCAAGGGUGGAGCUUAUCUGUACGACAUACACUUUUGGAUUGGAAAAGAUACGAGUCAGGAUGAGGCCGGAACUGCAGCUAUCAAAACUGUCGAACUUGAUGCUGUUCUUGGCGGACGUGCAGUGCAACACAGGGAACUCCAAGGCCAUGAAUCUGACAAAUUCUUGUCAUAUUUCAAACCAUGUAUCAUACCAUUGGAAGGGGGAGUAGCAUCUGGGUUUAAGAAACCCGAGGAAGAAGAGUUCGAAACAAGGUUAUAUGUUUGUAGAGGAAAACGUGUUGUUAAAUUAAAGCAGGUCCCUUUUGCUAGGUCAUCAUUGAAUCACGAUGAUGUGUUUAUCUUGGACACAAAGGACAAAAUUUAUCAGUUUAAUGGCGCAAACUCCAAUAUUCAAGAAAGGGCCAAAGCUUUGGAAGUAAUUCAGUUUUUCAAAGACAAGUAUCAUGAUGGGAAGUGUGACGUUGCAAUUGUUGAUGAUGGAAAGCUAGUAGCCGAGUCAGAUUCAGGUGAAUUCUGGGUUCUCUUUGGUGGUUUUGCUCCAAUUGGCAAGAAGGUUGCCAGCGAAGAUGAUAUUAUUCCAGAGAAAACUCCUGCUACCCUUUAUAGCAUAACUGAUGGUGAGGCAAAGAUUGUAGAAGGUGAACUCUCCAAAGCCUUGUUGGAAAAUAACCGAUGCUAUCUACUUGACUGUGGUGCUGAGCUUUUUGUUUGGGUUGGCCGGGUGACACAAGUGGAUGAUAGAAAAGCUGCCAGCCAAGCUGCUGAGGAAUUUCUUUCUAGCCAAAAUAGGCCGAAAUCAACCCGUAUAACCCGGGUUAUUCAAGGCUAUGAGACACAUGCAUUCAAGUCCAACUUUGAUUCUUGGCCAUCAGGGACUGGAACUUCUGGUGCCGAGGAGGGUAGAGGAAAAGUAGCAGCAUUGCUGAAGCAACAAGGUGUUGGACUCAAGAGCAUUGCAAAAGGUGCUCCUGUAAAUGAAGAAGUUCCGCCACUUCUUGAAAGUGGAGGGAAAAUUGAGGUAUGGUGCAUCAAUGGCAGUGCGAAGACUCCCGUGCCCAAAGAAGAUGUUGGUAAAUUUUUUAGUGGAGAUUGCUACAUAGUUCUUUACACCUACCACUCAGGUGAUAAGAAAGAAGAAUAUUUUUUGUGCUGCUGGAUUGGAAAGGAUAGCAUUGAGGAAGAUCAAAAGAUGGCUGCUCGUUUGGCUAAUACAAUGUUCAACUCACUAAAAGGAAGACCUGUACAGGGUCGCAUAUUUCAAGGAAAAGAACCACCACAAUUCAUUGCAAUCUUUCAGCCUAUGAUUCUCCUUAAGGGUGGACUAAGCUCUGGCUACAAGAAACUUUUAUCAGACAAAGGUUUGAAUGAUGAAUCUUACAGUGCCGAUGGUGUCGCUCUCAUUCAGAUAUCAGGAACGUCUGUGCAUAAUAAUAAAGCAGUGCAAGUGGAUGCGGUAGCGAGUUCACUGAACUCUAACGAUUGUUUUCUCUUACAAUCUGGCUCUUCAAUCUUCACUUGGCAUGGAAAUCAAUGUACCUUUGAGCAACAGCAGCUAGCUGCAAAAGUUGCAGAAUUUUUGAAGCCAGGAGUUGCUUUGAAACAUGCUAAAGAAGGAACUGAGAGCUCUGCGUUCUGGUUUGCUCUUGGGGGGAAACAAAACUACACCAGCAAAAAAGCAGCUCAGGAGAUUAUCAGAGAUCCACACUUGUUCACCUUCUCAUUCAAUAAAGGAAAAUUUGAGGUUGAGGAAGUUUAUAACUUCUCUCAGGAUGAUCUGUUGACAGAGGAUAUCUUGAUACUUGACACACAUGCUGAAGUGUUUGUUUGGGUUGGUCAGUCUGUAGACUCCAAAGAUAAGCAGGCAGCUUUUGAAAUUGGUCAGAAAUACAUAAACAUGGCAGUAUCUCUGGAAGGGUUGCUACCAAAUGUUCCGUUAUACAAGAUCACUGAAGCAAAUGAACCGUGCUUCUUCACGACAUACUUUUCAUGGGAUUCCGCAAAAGCUACUGUUCAAGGAAACUCUUUUCAAAAGAAGAUCUUGCUACUCUUUGGGGCAGGCCAUGCCAUGGAGAGUCAGGACAGGUCUAAUGGCUCAAAUCAAGGAGGACCAACCCAAAGAGCAUCAGCUUUAGCUGCCUUGUCCAAUGCAUUUAACCCAUCUUCUGGAAACAGAACUCCUACUCGAAGGUCAUCUGGUGCAAGUCAAGGAUCACAGAGAGCAGCUGCUGUAGCUGCUCUUUCAUCAGUCCUUACAGCUGAAAAAAAGAAGCACUCACCAGAUGCCUCUCCAGUCCCAUCGAGUAGCCCUCCCCCGGAAGCUCACCCUCCUGCUAGAACAAAAAGUGGAAUUGUUCUUCCUGAGGCUGAGGAUUCUCAAGAAGUUGCUGAUGUCAAGGAGGUGGAGAGAGGACUCAUAUCAGAAAGUAAUGGGGAAGAUACAGGACCUAAACAAGAGGUGGAGCAGGAUGAGAAUGGUACUGAGAGUAAUCAAGGUACAUUUGCCUAUGAUCAGCUGAAGGCUAAGUCAGACAACCCUGUUUCUGGAAUAGAUUUUAAACGGAGAGAGGCCUAUUUGUCGGAUGAGGAGUUUCAGAGUGUAUUGGGGAUGACUAAAGAAGCAUUCUACCGAUUGCCCAAGUGGAAGCAAGACAUGCAUAAGAAGAAAGCUGAUCUCUUCUAGAGACCAAAUUCACCAAGACAGGGAUUUCCUUGUUCUGCUGCUUUUGUCCUAACUUGCAAUUCAUUGUUUUUGUUUGUUUAUUUUAUGUUGCAAGAAAAAAAAUGCAGUUUUAGAUUCAUGGGGGGCACCAGGCCUCAAGUGGCUAGAUCGUCGGGGCAUUGUACCUAGUGGGGGGCCCGUGUGAGGCCCUGGAGCUGGGGCGAUGGGGGGGAGGGAUUUUGUGAUGCCUUGCCUGAAGAAGUAUUCUUUUUUUUUUUUUUCACCUCUGUAGAGCUGCGGAGGGCUGCUGGCUGCUGCUGCUGGUUGUUAUGGUCACAGAUUGUAGUUCUAAAGACAGUGGGCAGGUCAAAUUCUUUUAUUCUGUUGGUAUGUAUUGUAAUUUCUGUUUCUUUUAGACUCUUUUUAUCAUUUCUUUUUUGGGUCAAAAGGGGUGUAUAUGUAUUUGCCAUUUGUACUCAAUUUGAAUAUAAAGAAUGCAGACUUCUAGUUGUUUGCCUUCCAA